AUGGAGACCGAGCUCAAACAUAUUGUAAUAGCCGUCAUGGGUGUGACUGGAGCAGGCAAGAGUCACUUCGUGCAGAGAGCCACCGGCGCCGAUGUGGAAAUCGGACAUUCGCAAGCAUCCUGCACACACGAGGUUGCAAACUUUGAUCUUAUUAUGCCGCCUUACCAUGUACACUUAGUAGACACUCCGGGUUUCGACGACUCUUUCAAGAACGAUGCCGAGAUCUUAGACGGUAUCGCAGAAUUUCUACGACAGGUACACGAUCAGCGAGGCAAGCUGUCUGGGAUUCUCUACCUCCACCAAAUCACCGAUGCCCGAAUGAGAGGCAGUGCCCUCAAAAAUCUGACCAUGUUUCAGAAAUUGAUGGGAACACGUGCGCUCACUAACUGUGUUCUGGUCACUACCAAGUGGGGAAAUGUUGAUAAAGCAGUAGGUCAGGCCCGAGAAGAGGAGUUGCUUCAAGAUGCGAGGUUCGGGUGGAAAAAUAUGGUUGCGAACCGUGCACAGGUUGCUAGAUUUGAGAAUACCUCUGAGUCUGCAAUCAGGAUCAUUCAAUCCGUUGCUUGUUUGAGGGAAUGCGUCCCUAAGCUGACGGAGGAGCUUUGCUACGACAAAAAGAAGCUGAAAGACACUGCUGCUGGAAGGGUAGUCAUUGAUACUUUGAAAGAACAACUUGCCGACAAACAAGCUGAAAUCGAACUCACCAAACAGCAGCAAGCGCAAGCGCUUCAUGAGAAAGACACUGAGUAUGCGAAACAGAUGCAAGAGCAGAGAGCUGUUCUCGAGGCUGAGAUGAAGAGGGUUCGGGAAGGUCAAGUGCUGAUGGAGCAGAGAGUGGAGGAAAUGAGACGAACUUCCGAGGCACGUGCAUUGGAGAUUCGUGCUGCCGAGAAAGAGCGUAGAAAACACUCUACCAAACGCACUGUCGGAAGAUGGGUUGGCGGGAUCCUUGGCACUGCUGCUAUUGUCGUUACUGGUGGAGUGGCCGCGCCUUUAGUUUUAGGUGCAGCGGCUGUGGCUGAAGGUGUGUAUCAUGAGGAGAAAGUCGAUGAUAGGAACAAGCUCGAUAGGUUGCAUGCUGCGGCUUAAGGUUGAUCUUAAAAGGC
Messenger RNA from Hyaloscypha bicolor E, 1106 nucleotides. RefSeq lists its product as uncharacterized. The record is from RefSeq and is a predicted model, not a curated record. The transcript is spliced from 3 exons. Gene Ontology annotation, molecular function: GTP binding. Lineage: Eukaryota; Fungi; Ascomycota; Leotiomycetes; Helotiales; Hyaloscyphaceae. Bases 1 to 1089 code for a protein of 362 amino acids.